GAUAACUUUUAACAUGAUCUAUAGGUUGUGUUCGUUGACGAAUAAAAAUGGGGUCGUGCCAGCAGUCCCGCUGAUAAAUUUGAUGUCUAUCGAUGUUAGACACAAAAUCGGCCCCAGCAUGGAAGCGACUCCUGCAGAUCAGCGAAAUGUGGAGAUAAAGGCACGGAUUCCUGGCGGAAGUGAGGAUUUUGCCCGCCGCCUGGACAUCGCCAAGAAGCUGACUGGCAGUCAGACAGGAGAGCUCAUCGUCCAGCGCGAUGUGUUCUUCGAAUCGCCGCUGGGCGGGCGUCUCAAGCUGCGGUACUUGCAGCCCCCGUCGCGCUCCCAGUUGGUCUACUACGAUCGACCCGAUGUGGCCGGUCCUAAGCUGUCCUGUUUCAACAAGAUUGAAGUGGACGAGCCUGCUGUGCUGGAGAAGAUUCUGGGCCGGACGAACGGCAUCUUAGGCCAGUUGGAGAAAAAGCGCCAUUUGUUCAUCCAUGAGCAGACGCGUAUCCACCUGGACGAGGUACAAGACCUAGGUCACUUUAUGGAGUUCGAGGUCUGUCUGAGACCGGAACAGACUCUGGAGGAGGGCCAGACCAUUGCCGAGCAGCUCGCGAAGACUUUUGACAUUCUUAAGGCGGAUCUAAUGACCGGCUCCUACUUCGAUGCCCUGCGCGAUGGACACUGAAAACGCUUGACUGCGUUUUUUAUAAUUCCUUGCAAAAACAAAGUAAAACUCAGGUCUGGACACGGAUAUUUACAAAAGAA
Messenger RNA from Drosophila miranda, 753 nucleotides. RefSeq lists its product as uncharacterized. Bases 14 to 673 code for a protein of 219 amino acids. NCBI's taxonomy places the organism in Eukaryota, Metazoa, Arthropoda, Insecta, Diptera, Drosophilidae. The record is from RefSeq and is a predicted model, not a curated record. The transcript has a single exon.